AUGGUACUCUCUUUGCAGCCGCUCCUUGACAUUGGAGAUGACAAAAUUCUCUCUGACGACAAGAUCCAAGCCCUUCUCCUUGAGGCAGAACAGCGGCUUUUGCAGAAGUCUGCAGAAACAAAUAAGGGUGAUAAUGCCGAUAGUGGCCAUUUAUCCCUAGUAGAGACGCCAAAGACUGAAACGCGAGUAUACAUUCCAAAGUUGCGCAUGGACCAAACCGUGAAGCCCUAUGUACAAGAAGUGGAAGGUGUUGCCUCAUUAGAUGAAUCUCGGGUCAUUCCAGAUCAGCUGAAAAAGCUGUCAGACACAAUCCGAUCCGUUGAGCAACCUGGUCAAUUAGCUAAGGCCAAAGACAAGCCCACCUCUGGGCCGGAUUGGUUUGACCUUCCCAAGACUGUUAUUACCCCUGAGCUGAAGAGGGAUCUACAAAUUCUUCGAAUGAGAAGCGUGCUAGACCCAAAACGUCACUAUAAGAAGGAAAACGGUAAAGCAAAGCUGCCAGAGUAUUCCCAAGUUGGAACCAUUAUUGAGGGUGCUACCGAAUUCUUUAGCUCUCGUAUUGCGAAGAGGGAUCGCAAGAAGACUUUCGUUGAAGAAGCCAUGGUCAUUGAAGAAGAAAGCGGCCGUUUCAAACGCAAAUAUAAUGAAAUCCAGGACGCGAAGACUAGCGGCAAGAAAGCCUUCUACAAAGGAUUACAAGCUAAGAGAAAACGAAGCCAAAAGAAACGCUGA
Molecule: messenger RNA, 732 nt
Organism: Ophidiomyces ophidiicola
Lineage: Eukaryota; Fungi; Ascomycota; Eurotiomycetes; Onygenales; Onygenaceae
Gene: fcf2
Product: dTDP-fucopyranose mutase
Exons: 3
Coding region: 1-732 (243 amino acids)
Biological process (GO): RNA processing
Cellular component (GO): nucleolus
Molecular function (GO): RNA binding
Source: RefSeq, a predicted model, not a curated record